AUGCUCCACGAGACAAACAGCUAUGUCCGCAGUUUUAAGUAUGCUCUCGAAAAUAACACUUCUUCUGAUUUCAUUAUUGUAUUUGAUGAUGACAAACGGCUUCAGGGAGAGCACGAACGUCGUUACAAUGCUCCCGCAAGUAACGAAGUUUCCGUCAUUGUCAGUGGUGAUCAGCACAACAGACGUGACAUUGUUAUCGAAUCUCGCGGCAGUGGGCUCCGAAGAAUCAGUGAAACGCACCGGUCCUACGAUGCACUGCAAUACCCACUUCUCUUCCCCUACGGAGAAGAUGGGUACCACUUUAGCAUUCUGCAAAAUGGGCCCCACUUACAAACAGUGUAUUGCAGGGCUUUCUACGCUUAUCUAUUGAUGGUACAUGAGGGUGCAUUCAAUCAUCUUCAUCGAAGCCGGACACGUUUCCAUCAAUUCAUAGUAGACAUGCCUGCUAAGAUGGAAACCGAAAGACUCUGUUACAUCAGAUUGAAUCAGACCAGGUUACGCUGCGACUUUUACAUUCACCUCCGUGAUGCUUUACGAAAUGACCCUGAUCCACGCAAUAUAGGCAAGAUGUGCAUAAUACAUGCAACGUUCACAGGCUGUCCACGAUACAUGCAGGCGAGGACGCAAGACGCGAUGACAUACGUUCGUAAGUACGGCCGUCCAGACCUAUUCAUAACUUUCACGUGUAACCCAUAA
Acanthosepion pharaonis is the source of this 696-nucleotide messenger RNA. Lineage: Eukaryota; Metazoa; Mollusca; Cephalopoda; Sepiida; Sepiidae. The record is from the annotation of a GenBank genome assembly.